AUAAAGGCGAACAGCCCUCUUAGGGCCUAUUAGUUUGAGGGCUGCUCGCCUUUUGAGGAAGUGGGAUAGCGGGGGUUAUUUCGGUAAACCGAUGCAUGAGCUGAGGCUCCCAUGUCCCGCCGACCCUCCGAAAAAGUCAGGUCGUAAAACGGCUCAUAGGGAGUCAGAAGCAAGCAGAGUCAAAGGCGGGUCAAACUCUAAUAAGCAGAGGGGGAGACACAUUCAUGAAAAGUGAGAAGCCGUGCCGUGGGGGACUGACUUUAUAUGAAUAGAUCGUCACUUACGGGUAACAGUAGGAACAUCUAUUAGUCCGUAUCGUGGGUCUACUUGUUACAAAAGGCGAACAUCCCCAUUCCAAAACAUUCACAUAGGUCCUCCGGCGGCAUCGAAAAGGGGACGAAAAGAGUCUAUUUACCUUGACAAUAUUCCGGAAUGUAUCACGGCCCUAUCUAUUCAUCUUUUUCUUCAAAAAAAGAGUUCCGCAUCUCUCCGGGGCCCGGGGAACAAAUAGGCGUGGGGAAGAGGGAGAGGGGGGCUACGAGCCCUCUCCCGUUGCUGUUCCCGGACCACCCACCCCUUCCUUCCCCUUCGCCCGGCCCGGUGAGGUCCGAAGAGAUCAGAUCUCUCGAACGAAGUGAAGUGAUAGGAAGAUAAGACUGCUGGCGGGAGAUCUAUAUUCAUUACACCCGGCCCGGCGGGUAUGGAUCGAAGUAGGAAAUUCUCCAUCCGCCCGCCAGCAGCAGAGGGGGUUCGAUUCCCGUUAUACGCGAUGUGGCGAAAAAGACUGAUUCAACGAGAUACCUUGCCUGCAUUAAGAUUUAAAACUUGUCGUCCACUUCCAGGAAAUGUUCGGAACAGAGAACUGACAAUAAUACAACGCCGCAUUCUCCGAAGAUUGAGGAACAAGAAGAGAUCUAAAAAGAGAAAGAUUUAUCCGAGAGAAAAUCUAAACAGUUACAUCAAAUCACAAACUACACGAAAGUUGCCCCUUUUUCAUGGGGAUUUACCCAUCACAGAGAUGCACAGAGGAACAGAACGAACUUCAUAUAUCCCUUUUCCACUCAAUCCAGAAACAAGAUCGGACGUUAUUCCGGUUCGUCUCCAUUUUCGUGAAACUAUUCCUCAAGCAAGGCAGCCGAUAAGUCAUCGAAGGGUUUGUGUGAAUAAUGGAAUGGUAAGCAUUACUCAUUUGAAAGUGUCCCACGGUGAUCUAAUCUCUUUUCAAGAAAAUGACGCGAGAACCUGCGGUGAAGAAAUAAGGAGAUCUUUCUAUAUCGACAUAUCAGUUGAAAAAAUCAUAGGCAAAUUCCUGCCGGUCAGAAUGUGGAGAAGAACCAAAACAGAAUGGUUCCGCCUACUCAAAACUCAGAGGGGGUGCCGCCUACUACUCAAAUCCCGGUUUUUGCAACAGUUGCGUUCUUCUAUGCAAGAAGAAGACUUAGAAAGAACAAAGAAGUUUGGAUCCGCAAAAGUAUGCUUAGGCAGUUCCUUCGCGGAGCACAACAGAAUGAAGAGGAAUUUGUAUCAUUUCAAAUUCAUAUUCUUAUCGAAGAGAAGGAACGAGAAAAACCGAAAUCUUCCUACUCGAACAAGAAGUCCUUUAGUUAAAAACUCAUAUAUAUAUAGUAAUUCGACCUAUUGCUCCGGAUCCCCCCAUCAGUUUACUAGGAAGAGAAGAAUCAAAAGGAUCGAACUACCUACUCAUUAUUCGGAGGUGAAUCAUAGAACACCAAAAGCUGUGGUAUCUUAUGGACCUAACAUAGGUCACAUCCCUCACGACAUAAGAUUGAAAGAUCCAAACCUUCCUCUUCGGAGCGGAAACGGACGUGGCCAAAACAUAUAAGAAAAGAUCGGCGUAGUCGCUCAUAGGGACAUAUCUAUCCGGAAAGAGGAUAGUCUAGAUCGAUUCAUAGAUAGAUCUCUCUCCAUAUAGAUAGGUAUCUCCGUGGAUAGAGAUAAAGAUAGGGAUCCAUCUAGAUCUUGAGAAAUU
This is a messenger RNA of Magnolia sinica, 1990 nucleotides long. RefSeq names its product small ribosomal subunit protein uS4m. The record is from RefSeq and is a predicted model, not a curated record. Gene Ontology annotation, biological process: positive regulation of translational fidelity. NCBI's taxonomy places the organism in Eukaryota, Viridiplantae, Streptophyta, Magnoliopsida, Magnoliales, Magnoliaceae. Gene Ontology annotation, cellular component: small ribosomal subunit. Gene Ontology annotation, molecular function: structural constituent of ribosome; rRNA binding.